AUGACGGACCAUCUUGCUAUUAUUGCGUCCGAGUUAGGGGACGCAACAGAUUUCGAGGUUGAUGGCAUCGACAACCUCAGCGAGAAUGAUGUCAGUGACGAGGAGAUUGAUGCUGAAGAGCUUGCCCGGCGAAUGUGGAAAGACAAGGUCAAGCUCAAGAGGAUCAGGGAGAGGCAGCAGAAGCUUGCUUUGCAGCGGUUGGAGCUGGAGAAGUCCAAGACAAAGAAGAUUUCAGAUCAAGCUCUCCGGAAGAAGAUGACGAGGGCUCAGGAUGGGAUUCUGAAGUACAUGCUCAAGCUGAUGGAGGUGUGCAAUGCACGGGGGUUCGUGUACGGGAUUAUUCCUGAGAAAGGGAAGCCUGUUAGUGGUGCAUCGGAUAACAUUAGGGCCUGGUGGAAGGAGAAGGUGAAGUUUGAUAAGAAUGGGCCAGCAGAGAUUGUAAAAUACGAGGUUGAGCACUCGAUGCUGAGUAAUCCUAAGAGCAGUGGAGCCAUGAACCAGCAUAGCCUGAUGGACCUCCAAGAUGGCACUCUGGGUUCAUUACUUUCAGCGUUGAUGCAACACUGCAGCCCACAGCAGCGAAGCUAUCCAUUGGAUAAGGGUGUCCCGCCCCCUUGGUGGCCAUCAGGGAAUGAGCCAUGGUGGCCUGCGUUGGGCCUUCCAAAGGGAGAAGCGCCUCCGUACAGGAAACCACAUGAUCUGAAGAAGGUUUGGAAAGUUGGUGUUCUGACGGGUGUGAUCAAGCACAUGGCCCCAAACUUCGAUAAGAUCAGAAAUCGUGUAAGGAAAUCAAAGUGUCUGCAGGACAAAAUGACUGCAAAAGAGAGCCUCAUUUGGCUUGGUGUUUUACAACGUGAGGAGAAGUCUAUUCACAGUUUUGGCAGUGCUGUACUACCGAUUGCCCAGCAUAGUACUUCAGAGGACAGAACUGAGGGCAUAUAUAGCAGCAGUGACGAGUAUGAUGUCGACCGCCUGGAGCAGCCUCCUCGUUCUACAUCAUCCAAAGAUGAUGAGGGAGAUGCUCAGCCUGUUUUGCAGAUUAGAGGAAAGCAGACCUCAACUAGAGUGCCUAAGAGAAAGCGUCAGGAUAAACCCUCCAACCAACUAGCUAUUAGCAAGGAAGAAACGACUAAACCUAAAUCUCGACAGCAGAGAAGGCCCUCAGCCCGUCCUCCAGUUGCUGAGGUUGAGGUUGAAGUGACACAAAGAAAUGACAAUCAGCCAGAAGUAGUGUGCAAAGCAGCUGAUAAUAUGGACUUUAUUGACCCGAUUGAUGUGUUGGGCAUGACUAACCAGCCAACGAGCCCUAACCAUGCCCCUACAAUUGGAGCUUUGCAGCAGCACGGAGAUUGUCAAGGGAAUUUUCUAUCUCCUGGUGCUGUGAUCAACAACUACAACAGCAACCAGGCUGCAAGUGCUGCUCAAUCAAGCACUUAUCUGGGCGACCAUCCCCUGGCUUGUGAAGGCAGUGAUAUUGCCAAUUCAUGGUCUGGACACUCCUUUCGGCAGGAUAUUGGUCUUGGGCCUAUUGGUUUUAAUCCUUCACCAGUUGUUCAUCAGGGUUUGGCAAUGCAGCAGCCACUACCACUGCCUAUGGAUCACCAAGCGCCUAUCAUGGGGACAGGUGCUCUCGCCGCGAAUGGUUCUUACAGUCUCCCGACGGCAGGCAGUGGGAAUUCUGGGACAAUCGUUGGUGAGACCCACCAGCAGCUCAUGGACGAUCCUUUCUUCGGCGAUGCCGGAGACAGCACUUUUGGUGGAAUUCCUUUCAGCCUCGUUCCUUUCAGUAGUCCGAUGCUCAACUUUGAUGACUUGGUGGACGACGAGGACUUGAUGCCGUACCUGGGCACAUGA
This is a messenger RNA of Miscanthus lutarioriparius, 1854 nucleotides long. Lineage: Eukaryota; Viridiplantae; Streptophyta; Magnoliopsida; Poales; Poaceae. The record is from the annotation of a GenBank genome assembly.